GCUUUUUCCAAAGUGAUUAGUCCGACGACGCUCUUUCUCUAUAUGUAUACACACCCACAUAUGGGAGAGGGACGUAGUACCCCUAAUGCUAUAUUACAUCGAUAGUUCUAUUCAGUUCCACCAUUGAGUUUCUUCUUCUUCUUCAUCAUCCUAGUAAUAAUAGUAGUAGUGUUUGUUUAUUUGAUUCCCAAUUAUGUCAGUAGGAGAGACCAUAGGUGCGAUUUUGGAAACUUUACCAGUGGGAUUCAGAUUUCAUCCCACCGAUGAAGAACUGGUUGAUCGCCAUUUGAAGCCAAAGAUACUGGGCAUGGAUUCCCAAGUAGAAAUCAUCCCUGAGGUUGAUAUCUGCAAAUGGGAGCCGUGGGAAUUACCAGGUUUUUCAGUGUUGCAAACAGAUGAUCUAGAGUGGUUCUUUUUCUCUCCUCUUCAUAAGAAGUACCAAAAUGGCAGUCAAUUCAAAAGGGCAACAAAGGCUGGCUACUGGAAACCCACCGGUUUGGGUCGUGACAUCUUGUCUCGGACCAACAAAGAGGUGAUUGGUACCAGGAAAACUCUGAAUUUCUACGAAGGCCGUGGUCGUGCUGCUGUGUUGACCAAUUGGGUUAUCUACCAGUAUCAGUAUCAUCGCUCAGAUAUUGCCUCCCUUCCUUCCAAGAGGGCCUAUGUUCUGUGUCGCUUAAAGAGAAAAAAAGAUAAGAAGACAGGGUCCUAUAUACCAACCCCUGAUGAAGCUGUUGCAGGUACUGGGAUUCAUCUGAAUGGCCCGGCCAACAACAUGACCUUAGAUGCAGGGCCGAGCCACCAUUUUAGCGAUAUUGCUUCUGAUAUUCGAAAUUAUCAAGUAGAGGAAAUGACUUCAGAUGAGGAUCCUCAGCUACCAGGUUUAUUAAAUGACAUCCCAUUUACUCCACUGGAUUCUGAUUGGUUCUCUGACACAGAGCAAGGACUUGACUUGGAUCUCCCAUCUCCCAGUGGCUUUAACAAUAGCUAUGGAAAUAUGCAGUUUGAGGAUGGGGUUGAUACAGAAUUUGCAGAUAGUCUUAUUGUUGAUCCAGAUGAAUACCAUUGUGAAGGAUUAACUGGUCAGAGGAUCUCAGCUGUUGACAGUUGGAACCUAAACCAUGGUUUUGUUGGCAGGCUAUCAGCCCGCCCACAGAGCCCAUUGAAGGGAGUGUAUGGUAAGGGUCCUGGAUCAAGCAGUAACACAAACACUCAAGUGCUCCAAGGUUUCUGUUUGCAGGCCAAAGACAGGGCAGAAUAUGGUUCUGUUAUUGAUCUGCUCCAAAACAAAAACCCCAUCAGAGAGUUCAAAAAAGACAGCGAAGUUACUGAAAAAGCAAAUCCAAAUCUGAGUUCAAUAUGGAAUGAGUCAGUCGGAAUGAAUCAAAAGGGUUCCUUCAGUUCCCCAGAGACAGCUUCUGCAAGCCAUGAGCCAAGUUCCACACCAGGUUACCCUGUCAAUUUACUUGCAGGCAUACUAUUGUUGGUGCUGGACAUCAAUGCAAACAUUUAAAAGCCUUUGCCAUGAGGUACCAACCGGCCAGUCAUAACCAAAAAAAUUCACACAGUGAAGAAGCAUCAAGGAAGAGAAGCAUGUGUGUUUUUUUUUGGCUACAUGGAGAUAUCUUAAACUCAAGGUUCUGCAAGAAUAGCCUUUACAUAGUUGGCCAUGUUGGUAAAUGCUUUAUAUGGAGUGAGGAUUACUUUCUAUGGAUUUAUAAUUAUGUAUGUUGUCUUUAAGGAUAUUUGAGUGUUACAAGCAGUAUGGAUAGUAGAUGUAACAUUGGUGAAGACUCAAGAGAAGUAAGUGGGUUUUGUAGUAUGGAGAUAUCUUAAACUCAAGGUUGCAAGGAUACUACUUAAGUAGUUGGCCAUAGUUUGUAGAUGCAAUAUGUGGAGUGAGGAUCACUUUGUGGAUAAAAACAUAUAUGUUUGUUGUACUAGAUGCACAUGUAUGUAAUGUGUUCUUGAUGA
Messenger RNA from Vitis vinifera (wine grape), 1974 nucleotides. Its product is annotated as protein NTM1-like 9. The transcript has 6 exons. Gene Ontology annotation, biological process: regulation of DNA-templated transcription. Gene Ontology annotation, molecular function: DNA binding. Lineage: Eukaryota; Viridiplantae; Streptophyta; Magnoliopsida; Vitales; Vitaceae. The record is from RefSeq and is a predicted model, not a curated record. Bases 194 to 1513 code for a protein of 439 amino acids.